CAUAUCAAGCAUUGAAAAUGUGUUUAAUUAUAACAAAACCUUUUGGUAUGCAAUCGACGGCACAGUAAUUAAUUAUUACUGCAAUUCAAUGACAGAAAUCAAAAGCAAAAAAUGUUUGUCAAAUGGUUUGUGGAAUAUUAAUGAACCGAUUUGUGAGACCAAUAGCUAUAAUGACCACUCUUUGCCGUCAACUGUAAAGGAAUCGCUGGAUUUCAAAUAUCUGUUGCCAUUUUAUAUAAUAGCGGCCAUCACUUCAUUAGUUGUCAUUACGAUAGCAAUCAUUGGCUUAAAUGUUAUAAUGAAGAGAAACGUAAAGAAGGAUUCAAUUGAGAGAAUUGGCGUUCGGAAGGAAAGUAUUGAACGGACACCACAUGAGCGCCGGUGCCCUUCGAAAGCACCCGACAGUUGUGUUACCGAUGAGUCCUAUUUGGACGACGUGUCCAAUAGAGGGGUCUCUUUGUUUCAAUAUCAAUACGAAUAUCAGAACCAAAGCGAACCCCUCUAUGAUAUUCCUCCCAAUAGUUCUAAAGCUAUUCCCAUAGUAUAUGACAGACAUGUUUCGAAUUCCAAUUCUGAGGCCAUUUACGAUCGACCGAAAUAUAGAUAUACCACCGAUUGA
Molecule: messenger RNA, 619 nt
Organism: Medioppia subpectinata
Lineage: Eukaryota; Metazoa; Arthropoda; Arachnida; Sarcoptiformes; Oppiidae
Source: the annotation of a GenBank genome assembly